Messenger RNA from Helicoverpa armigera (cotton bollworm), 1725 nucleotides. RefSeq lists its product as uncharacterized. The record is from RefSeq and is a predicted model, not a curated record. The annotation marks the transcript as partial. NCBI's taxonomy places the organism in Eukaryota, Metazoa, Arthropoda, Insecta, Lepidoptera, Noctuidae. The transcript is spliced from 2 exons.
UAUAAUACUGCUCUGAUACCAGAAGCUUUGGACAUAGAAGCACGCUUUGCAUAUCCAUGGACACAACUAUGGUAUCUUCGGACAUUUCCUGGAUUGCGUUUGCCUUUGCUGCGUGUUGAUGAUGGGACGGCCCGCCCGUCGAAAUAAUAUAAUAAUCUAAAAUAAGAUGUUUUAGAGUGUAAGAUUUUUCGUAAAAUGAUUAUUAGUAUUAAGAUACUAUUAUAAAGAGACAGUGUUUUGAUUUAUUUUGUUACCGCUGCAUUGAUUCAUUUAAUUAUUAAAUAAUCUGUGGGGCCUCAGCGCGGCAUUUCCAAACGGGCCAACCGCGUCCGCGUAUUUGAAAAUUAUUUCGGCGCUUGCCCGCACGGCGGCGCGCGGCGCGGUCGCGUUCUACGCAGUGGUACCAACUCUACGUCUUUUUACGUAGAUCUACGUACUUUAAACCUUUCUUGCGAACCUACGAACUUUAGUCCCAGAAUCUACGUAUUUUCUAUCAAAAUUGUUCAAAUUUGCAAAAUAGACUGAAUGGGCAUAAUUACCUUUACUUUCGCAAAAAAAAAAUAAUAAACGUUCCGUUUCAUACUAACGCACACCCCUCGCCUCGCCACUCAACACGUCGCGCCAUUCAUUUGAAACGGAGGAGCCAUAAAUUAAAAAAAAAAUGAAAUGUGACGUGACCGUCAAAGUGUCAAAGUGAAUCUUCAUAACCUAAAAAAAUAUUAUUUUUCAACUUCCCGCUCAAUUUAAUUGGAUUCAAUUAUGGAAAUAAGCAGUGACAGUGAGGAAGAGCAGAAUGUUACUCCUACUAAAAAAAGAAAGCUGCAUUAUGAACAAAAAUACUUACAAUUAUGAGAAAAAGACAAAAAUUAUUCCAGUUGGAUUAAAAAAAGCAACAAAGGAGAUUACUAUUGUAAUUGUAAUGUCUGUAAGUGUGACUUGAAAUGUGGCGGAGGUAAAAGAGUUUUGAAAAAGCAUGCGGAAUCUAUUAAACAUAAGAAUAAUAUUAAAGGUGCAGUACUUCAACCUACUAUUACUUCAAUGGUGCCUGGGUCUGCAUCAAAGUCAUUCACAGAUAAAAUUAAGUCUGGAGAAAUAAAGAUGGCAUGUUUCCUAGCAGAGCACAAUCUACCAUUUAGCUUAGCAGAUGAUCUAAAGGAUCUUAUACAAUCAGUUGCCCAAGAUUCAAAGCUUGCAUCAGAAUUAACUUUUGGAAGAACAAAGGCACAUGCUAUUGUUACAAAUGUUACUGGUAAAGUAGCAGAAAACCAAUUAAUUGAAAUAUUACAAAAAAAUAAGUUUUCACUAAUAGUUGAUGAGAGCACAGACAGAUCAUCAAUUAAACAUUUGGCACUUAUUGUAAGAACUGCAGUUGAUUUUCAUGUUGAAGAUAGUUUUCUAUGUAUAAUACCAGUUGUUGAUGGUACGGCUACAGCUUUAUAUAAUGCUUGUACAAAACAUUUUGAAGAGAAGAAUAUUCCAUACAAGGAAAAUAUGGUUGGAUUUGCAGCUGACGGAACCAAUUCCAUGUUUGGACAACAUCAUUCCUUGUCAAAAUUGUUUGCAAAAGAUAUUCCGAAUCUGUUUCUAAUAAAAUGUAUAUGUCACUCUUUUCAUCUUUGUGCCUCAUGUGCUUGCAAAAAAUUACCACGAGGUGUAGAGGUCUUUGCUCGUGAUGUUUACAACUAUAUACAGAAUAGUCCAAAACGUAUUGGAGACUACAAAGAG